Molecule: messenger RNA, 279 nt
Organism: Penicillium odoratum
Lineage: Eukaryota; Fungi; Ascomycota; Eurotiomycetes; Eurotiales; Aspergillaceae
Product: DUF2462 domain-containing protein
Exons: 3
Coding region: 1-279 (92 amino acids)
Source: RefSeq, a predicted model, not a curated record
AUGGCUCAAGGUUCAGUGAAGAAAAACAAGCCCGCCGCUGCGACAGCGAAGCGGUCUUCACUCCUCGCUUCUCGCACCAAGCGUGGUCCCAGGCAGGUCGCCCCCAAGAAGGCUUUGCUGGUGAAGGCGGCGAAGUUGAACAAGAAACUCACCUCCGGCCUCGUGGGAAAGACUGAACGCAGUCUUGCGUCGAAGGCGGGUCACUUGGAGUUGUUGGCUGGUGGAAAAAAGGAAAGACUUGACAAGAAGAACAAGGCCACCGCCGCCGCGAAGAAAUAA